Molecule: messenger RNA, 999 nt
Organism: Lepus europaeus (European hare)
Lineage: Eukaryota; Metazoa; Chordata; Mammalia; Lagomorpha; Leporidae
Gene: TAS2R38
Product: taste 2 receptor member 38
Exons: 1
Coding region: 1-999 (332 amino acids)
Biological process (GO): G protein-coupled receptor signaling pathway; sensory perception of taste; detection of chemical stimulus involved in sensory perception of bitter taste
Cellular component (GO): membrane
Molecular function (GO): bitter taste receptor activity; G protein-coupled receptor activity
Source: RefSeq, a predicted model, not a curated record
AUGUUGACUCUGACCCCUGAAUUAACUGUGUCCUAUGAAGUCAAGAUUACAUUUAUGGCCCUCUCAGUCCUGGAGCUCGCAGUGGGGGUCCUGGCCAAUGCCUUCAUUUUCUGGGUGAGUUUUUGGGGUGUGGUGAAGCAGCAGCCAGUGAACAGCUGUGACCUCGUGUUGCUGUGUCUCAGCGUCACCCGCCUUCUUCUGCAUGGCCUGCUGUUUCUAGAUGCCAUGCACCUCGCCUUUUUCCAGCAAACGAAAGACCCACUGAGCCACAGCUACCAGAUCGUCAUCGUGCUCUGUAUGAGCACGAACCAAGUCAGCCUCUGGCUCACCACCUGCCUCAGCCUCCUCUACUGCUCCAAGAUCGCUCGGCUCUCCCACACCUUCCUGCUCUGCCUGGCAAGCUGGAUCUCCAGGAAGACCCCCCAGCUGCUCCUGGGGGGCCUCCUUUUCUGCUGCAUCUGCACGGUCCUCUGUGUGGGGGACUUUUUUAUCAGGUCUCACUUCAGAGUCCCUUCCGUGCUAUUCGUGAACAACACAGAGCUCAACGUGCACAUUAGAAACAUCAGCUUAUUUUACGCUUUCAUUUUCUGCAGUGUGGGGUCCAUUCCUCUGUUCCUGUCUUUUCUGGUUUCUUCUGGGGUGCUGAUUGUGUCCUUGAGGAAGCACCUGAGGACAAUGACAGCCCAAACCAGCAACGCCCGAGACCCCAGCCUGGAGGCCCACAUCCAAGCCCUAAAAGCUCUCGUCGCCUUCGCCUGCUUCUACGUGGUGUCGUUCUGCACAGCUGUUAUCUCAGUGCCCCUCCUGACAGAGUGGCACAACAAGAUAGGGGCGAUGCUUUGUGAUGUGCUGUUGGCGGCGUGUCCCUCGGCACACGCAGCCGUCCUGAUCUCAAGCAAUGCCAAGCUGAGGAGGACCAUGGACACCAUUCUACUCUGGGCCCAGAGCCUAGUGAAGGGAAGAGAAGGACGCAGGGGAGGCCCUGGGACGCCGUGCUGA